UCUUGAAAUGCAACUAUGCUAUGUCAUAUAACACUCAAGUCCUCUAGUUUGAAGAGAAGGCUCUCUGCCACCAUGAAGACCUGGCUAAUCUUCCUAUAUCUGGCUCCUACUGUGAUAAGUGUGCAAUUGGUGAUGUCAGAUGACAAUGAAAAUAAUGCAAAAGAGACACUGAAUCCAGAAGAAGGGCUUGUAGAAGCAGGUCCAAUGAAUGAGGAAACUGCUGACUUUCAAGCUGAAUCUAACACAGCAAGAAGGGAAGAAGAAAGUGAAAGCAUCACUAUUGCAAGUCAACAUACAAGCCUCCCUGAAAACAUCUUGCUGGAAUGUCUGAAUGCCACAGAGCCAUCCCCUGAUGGUGCAGCUACAACAAAACCUACCAUAACUACUGCAACAACAGACAGCUACAAGCCCCAACAAUGCCAGCCACUCAGUAAUCCAUGGGCCUCAUGUAAUGAAUCCACAGUGGAAGAUGAAAUAAAGUUGGCUGAAGCUCUAAAUCAAUUUGCAAUCAAUUUCUACUUGGCAGCAAUUCAAUAUGAGAAGAGUGACUCUAACCUGGUUUUCUCACCCUUCAGCAUCUCCAUGUUGCUUUCCAACCUGUUGCUAGGAGCCCGUGGACAAACCAAAGAAGAUCUUGAGAAUGUGCUCUCCUACCCUAAAGAAUUAUCUUGUAUUCAUGAUGCAAUGAGUACAUUCCACAAAUCAAAAGCCAUGAUAGCAGCCUCUGCAAUUUUUGCCCAACCAGCCUUCACCGGGAACGAUGAUUUCAACAAGCUGUCACAAAAAUUCUAUCGCAGUAUGAUAUGGAAUCUCACUAAUGACAGAGUCAACAAUGUAAAUGCAAUCAACAGCUGGGUGAGAAAAAGUACUCAGAAUAAAAUCAAAAAGCUCUUGGAUCAGGUGGAUUCAGAUGUCCAGAUGGUGCUUGUCAAUGCUGUCUACUUCCACUCCAAGUGGAAAACCAUAUUUAGGAGCAAAGACACAAUACAGGAAAAAUUCUACCGCCCAGGCCUCCCUCCCUCUAAGGUGUUCAUGAUGAGCAGUAAGAAAUAUCCAUUGGCUUCCUUCACUGACCACACCUUGCAGGCUAAGGUUGGCAGUCUGCAGCUGUCUCACAACAUGAGUCUGGUUAUUAUCAUGCCUCGAUCCCUGUCGCAGAAUCUUUCUGAUGUGGAGAAGCGUCUCAGUGGGGAUGUCUUCAAGUCAGUGAUGGUCAAGCUGGAUCACAUCUCUUUGAGACCCACUGUAGUGACUAUUCCUAAGUUCAAGGUGGACUCUUCCCUGGAUCUCAUGUCCAUCGUGGGAGAGAUGGCAUAUGGCAUUUUCUUUGAAGCUAACCUGUGUGGCAUUUCUGAGAACGAAGAGCUGGCUGUGUCCAGUGCCCAGCACCAAGCUGUGAUGGAAAUCAAUGAGGAAGGAGUGGAGGCAGCUGCUGCCACAGCUAUUUCCCUGGCACGUACAGCUAAUUUCUUUGAAGUACAACAGCCCUUCAUCUUUGUGGUAGUGAAUGAGAAGAGGAUCCCCAUCUUCAUGGGUCGCAUCAACAAUCCAAAGGCAUGAUAACUUCCUCCUUGCUCCUAUCACCUUCUGUCUCUAAGGGUGUCACAUUGUCCAUCAGUAGAAUUGUCUUAGGCUCAUAUUUCAGUAUUUACACAUGAUACUUUGCUUGGUGAGGUGGAUUCACAGGUCCCUUUUUGUUUUUAAGCAUUACUUUAAAAAUCUUUCAUUUCUAUCUUCUGUGGAGGUCGGGUUCUCCUUCUGUUUUAAUUUUUUCCCAAUGUAUUUGCUCCUCACUGGCCUAGGAAAAAUCUCAUUGUUUUCAUUUAUGUUAACAGAUUGAAAAGGAGGUCUCAUUGUAAGAAUCUUUCUUUUCCCAGAUGUACUGACUGCAACAAUCCUAUUAGCCUCUUGCAUUUUCACCUGCUUGAUAAGGAAUAAAGAAUGACCAUACUGAUU
This is a messenger RNA of Sphaerodactylus townsendi, 1956 nucleotides long. RefSeq names its product serpin family G member 1 (gene SERPING1). Bases 16 to 1560 code for a protein of 514 amino acids. The transcript has 8 exons. The record is from RefSeq and is a predicted model, not a curated record. Gene Ontology annotation, molecular function: serine-type endopeptidase inhibitor activity. Gene Ontology annotation, biological process: negative regulation of endopeptidase activity. NCBI's taxonomy places the organism in Eukaryota, Metazoa, Chordata, Lepidosauria, Squamata, Sphaerodactylidae.